Molecule: messenger RNA, 939 nt
Organism: Medioppia subpectinata
Lineage: Eukaryota; Metazoa; Arthropoda; Arachnida; Sarcoptiformes; Oppiidae
Source: the annotation of a GenBank genome assembly
GAUGAAUAUUCAGUAAUUCCCAGUUUUGGAGCAGUUAUUGGUUUAAAAGCCUUUUCUGAAAGCAAUGUAUUACACGACGCCUUAAAAGCCCAUAAUAUCAGCGGCGAUAUGACUAAAUUAAUACACGGCGAACAAUAUUUAGAACUCGUUAAACCCAUCCCUUCGUCCGCAACCCUAACAUCAGUGCCAAAAAUUAUUGAUGUGUUAGACAAGGGUUCGGGCGCUCUCCUCAUUAUAGGAAUUGAGACAUUUGAUGAAAACCAAUCGCUUGUGUUCUACAACCAAAUGUCUCUAUUUAUGGUCGGAUCGGGAAAUUUUGGGGGCAAAAGAAUGAGUAACGACACCAAUAUUAAGCCUAUUGUUUCGGCGCCUAACAGACAACCCGAUGCCAUUGUUUCUGAGAAAACUUCAAUCGAUCAGGCGGCUAUAUAUCGUCUCUGUGGCGACAAAAAUCCUCUUCAUAUCGACCCGAUGUUUGCUUCAGCCGGAGGGUUUUCAAGUCCUAUACUCCACGGCUUGUGUACAAUGGGGUUUGCAAUGAGGCAUGUAUUGCGUGAAUUUGCCGGAUAUGAUGUGAAGAACUUCCGGGCAAUUAAAGCCCGAUUUGUUGGACCCGUAACUCCCGGACAAACCAUUGAGACCCAGAUGUGGAGAGAAGGGAACCGAAUUUAUUUUCAAAGUUUUAUCAAAGAGACCGGAAAACUGAUCAUUUCUGGCGCUUAUGUCGAUCUGAUUGAAGUUCAAGUUAGGAAUCAUAACACAGAAAAUAAUUUCCAAAACUCGAAGAAUGAUAACGAUUUCAUUUUGAGCUCAUCUUUGGCUUCAAAUAUCAAUGACAUAACAAUCGAUGAAUUAGCAAAAGAUUGUUUGAAAGAGGAUGUGAUUCGAUAUGUUUGCGCUCCUUAUGGCGGAAAUGACGGUCAAUCGGGUGGAGGCGAC